GAAAUAUUGAACAAAAACAACUGAGGAAAAAUAAUGUAUCCGACUUGGCAGUUUUAGUAAAAUCAGCAUUAAAUACGAUAAAGCCUGCUGCGGUACAUGCUGCCGACUUUGCUGUGCAAAAAAUUGAACACGGUUUUGAAUUUAUUGGCGGAAUGGAUAACUUAAAGCGUACCCUGGAAGUAAGCGUUCUAGCUGGACUACGAAGACGGGAAAAAUUUCGAAAUUUUGGAUUAAAAUUGCCGAAAGGUUUGCUUCUAUACGGUCCUCCCGGCUGCGCUAAAACAACAUUCGCGAAAUGCCUAUCCAAAGAAUCCGAUAUGACAUUUAUCUCCAUAUCUGGCGCUGAGGUUUACUCACCCUACGUCGGUUUCGCAGAAAAAUUUAUAUCAAGAUUAUUUGAUACAGCGCGAAAAAAUGCACCUUGUCUGCUGUUCUUUGACGAAAUGGACGCUCUAGCAGGUCGCCGGCCCAUCAGCUCAAACAAUUCAAGUGAUAUACAAGUUCGUGUACUGUCCACCUUACUGACAGAAAUGGAUGGCAUUAUUGAUGGAUCGGAUGAAAGUAAUCAAGAAAUACUUGUUGUUGCAGCUAGUAAUCGGCCAGACAUGAUCGAUGAUGCUCUACUGCGUCCAGGACGUUUAAGUAAACAUAUAUUUGUGCCACCACCCGAUAUGCAAUCGCGUAUUUCUAUUCUUGAGCUACACGCUAAACGUAUGCCUUUUGCUGGAGAUGUAAAUUUGGCUCAAAUAGCUGAAGGCACAGAACAAUACACAGGUGCUGAUAUGUGCAAUUUGUGCAAUGAAGCUGCAUUGUUAGCCUUUCAACGGAUUGAAGAGACCAAUGAUGAUUGUAAAAUCACGGCUAAUGAUUUUGCUACUGCUUUGGAAAAUUCAAAAUCUUCGCUUUCGAAAAGUCAGAUGAACCUAUACGCGAGGUUUCAAAGUAAAAUGGAAACGAAAUCUUAAUAAUAUAAGAUAUAAUAUAUUCCAACGUUUACUUUAUUUUGUUCCAACACAUUUUGACCGUGCCAGAAAAUAUACAUAUCGUCGUUUAAAGUGCAAAACCGCGUAUCAACAAAAUGCAAAACCGCGUAUCAGCAAAAUG
This is a messenger RNA of Rhagoletis pomonella (apple maggot), 1104 nucleotides long. Its product is annotated as spermatogenesis-associated protein 5-like protein 1. The record is from RefSeq and is a predicted model, not a curated record. Lineage: Eukaryota; Metazoa; Arthropoda; Insecta; Diptera; Tephritidae. The coding region runs from base 153 to 965 and encodes 270 amino acids. Gene Ontology annotation, molecular function: ATP binding; ATP hydrolysis activity. The transcript is spliced from 4 exons.